Molecule: messenger RNA, 930 nt
Organism: Penicillium paradoxum
Lineage: Eukaryota; Fungi; Ascomycota; Eurotiomycetes; Eurotiales; Aspergillaceae
Exons: 5
Coding region: 1-930 (309 amino acids)
Source: RefSeq, a predicted model, not a curated record
AUGUCGACGUUCUUCACCAGUUGUUAUCUAGUCAGAAUUGAGACUGACACCGGCAUCGUUGGGUGGGCUGAGGGACGGUAUUUUAUGGGGGCACCAGAUCUCCGCGACGUGCUGAAUCUGCUGAUUGCCACUUUCAUUCAUGAUCCUCUUGGGCGCGGGAUAACCGACCCGAGAACGAUGUGGAAUGAUCUUCGAUGCCUUGCCAAAAAUGUCUAUGGGAGUAGCACCAAUUCCGCCGAACUUGGAAGGAAAAGCGCGUGUAAUGAGGCGAUAAGCGCGAUUGACAUUGCACUAUGGGAUAUUUGUUGCUCGUUGCCAGAUAAAAAUCCGUGUGGACGCCCGAUAGUCUCCGGCACGCUGAACGAAUAUUCGUCAACCUCCCAGUGGCAACCAGUGGCAGCGCCCAGCCCACAGGUACAGGAGUACGUUAAAUUGGGCUUUGAUACUCUCAUGGUCAAAGCUUUUGACUCACUUGAACGACGGAAGCGUCAGAUUCGGGUGGCUCGUAUAAUGUUUGGCCUAGACGCAACCAUUGUUGUCGACCACCGCCCUUACGGCCCACUGGACAAUGAGUUACUUGAUACAAUGUUGUCUUCCAACUUUUACGUCUUUAUGCAGGGAUCUCCUAGGGAUCUACAGUCCGGAGAUGAUGGGAAGAAACUGGUUUAUGAAAUAAUUUAUGGCAAUGUGAACAUAGUCCAACCAAAUAUCAUCCAUGUGGAGGAAUUACUGCCUUUCUACGAAUUUGUCAUUUUGCUGAAGCCUAUGGAUACGACUUAUGGCUCCGCAAUUGCCCUAGUAGCUACAAUCUAUGCUUCCACUGUUGCCCCGUGUAAUUCUGGUGGAGCUGAAAGCGAGCCAAAACCAAAAGAGCUAAUGAUCUUUCUUAACCCGCAAGCCUGUGAUGCUCGGAACCACUCGCUUAUCUAG